AUUAUUUUUAUUUGCACAACGAUUAUUUGUUUUUUUUCCUCGCUGCUCUGUCGUGCGAAUGGUACAAUUUUCGGAAGGAAGUGAAUAUUUUUCGUCAAGUGGUGAUUCGUACAUGAAUAUAUAUCCUUUCGUGCUACCCAGCGCAGAAACUAUUUUGCGUUGCGUUUGAUUGCCAUUAGUUCAAAUCAAUUGUAUCAUGCGUACGCUUCGUUUACCGUACUUCGCAUAGAAAGAGAGAAGCGGAGAGGAAAGAAAAGAAACGCAGCAGUGUAGCAGACAGAAAAACGAUAGUGAAAGUGCACGACGCAACUUCCUCCACCGUGCGUGAAAAGCUGCAGCGGGGGCGUACUCACAAUCAUCUAAGAAAGCCAUGGCGGAAAUUGGCGAUGAUGUGCCGUUGGCCGAUAGGAUCCGCGGCAAGACCGUGCAUCAGCGCGGUGCUCGCGAAAGUGUGGAGUCAAACAGUACGUCAAGCUCCGGUAGCAGCGAGCAGGAAGAAGAGGACGGGGGAACGUACAUGGACAACAGUCCGUGGGUGUUUAUGCCCGAGCCGCUGUUUAUAAAAAUCUUUCUUCAACUACGAGCGCGCGAUGUCCUGAACGCUGGCCAAUGCUGCAAACGUUGGUACAAACUGUCCAAAGAUGAUUACAUCUGGCGAAAGUACUUCCGCCAGGAGUUUAACGUAGACCCAUCGAUCCAGUUGAAACGAGGUGCGGAAAGCUGGCGGGCCGAGUACCGACGCUUGACCAACAAUGUGCCGAUGGUAAUGACGGAUGUGCUGACCUUCCAUUCACAUCAAGUACUGCACGUUAGCUUUUCACACAAUGGGAAAAUGUUUGCCACUUGCUCCAAAGAUGGGUUUGUAAUCGUAUGGAAUUCAGCCUAUCCAACGACGAUACGGGAUUCUUACGAUAUGCGCAAGCUAAGCUGGAAGUAUACCCAGUUUUCACAGUUUAAUCAAAGUGACACGCUGUUGCUUGUGUCCGGGGUCCAUUUUGGCUCCCCGCAUAGCACUUCCGGCGAGAUUGCGGUGUUCACUGUACAAAAUGGGUUUAAGCUGAAAUGCCGCGUAACGAAUCGCCCCUACGACAUAUUUGGAACGUGGUUCAGUGAUCAGCAUUUGCUCUCGGGCGAUCUGAGCUGGUUGGCACAUUUGGUCAGCUCCUCAAUACUGUGGCUGAACAAAGCGAACCAGGAGGUUGACUCAGAGCAUACGCCAGUACGUAGCCAGAUGUACAAAUUCUACAAUCGCAAUGCUAGCUCCAUACGUGCGAUCAUGGUCGCGAACUGUCCAUGGUUAAGCGAUGAAGCGGAAGUGAAAAAAGAAGGCGAAAAAGAAAAGGGCACCAGUGAUGCAGAGCAGAAAUCAUCGGACGACGAACCAGGAACCAGUAGUGGCGAUCGUCGGGCCGGAAACCCUCUGUCACACUACCAGUUGAGCCAGGACGUCGACUCGGAUGAGGAACAGGACGAAGGCGUUGAUGAUGGCCAGGAUCCCAGGGCAGCAGAAGAUGUGCCGUACCAGCUGCUCGUUGGCGACCAGGUCGAUUACGCUAGCCCGAUACAGUAUCUGCAAGAAUUUCGCCAGGAGUAUGAGGAAUCUUACUACGAAUCCUCGGACGACUGUCUCGAGGACGACGAGGACGACGGUGACGAUGAGGAGCUGUCCGAAGGGGAGGACGAUUUAGAAAACAUGUGUCCAAAGUAUCUGAUAUUUUCCACCGGCUCAAAGACGUACACACCGCAUCAGAUCGGGUUCAAGCGCAUCACGAGCGUCAACUUUCCGCGACGUAUCGAUCCGGGUCCAUCGCUGCGUGAACGCAUAGCGCUGCGCGAUCGUCAGCGUGAGUUACAGGUAAUUAUGGCCGAGAUGUCACCGGAAGAAAUCCGCCUGCAGUAUAUCUUACAGAAUGAAGAGCCUCCGACGGAACCGAACUGGGCGAACUAUGAGGCGGUGGCGGGACGAUUCGACAAGGUCGACAAACUGAUCGAUCUGCACGGGCACAUCAUAGGGAUGGGGCUGAGUCCGGACCACCGCUAUCUGUACGUGAACAGCCGACCGUGGCCGAAGAACUGUGUGAUUCGUAACCCGCUCGAUCCGCCCGCGAUCGCACAGGAGAUCGAUAUACACGUGAUAGACUUGAUGACGCUGAAGAAGGUGGGCAAGAUGCUGCGUGCCCACAAAGCCUAUACACCCAAUACGGAGUGUUUCUUCAUCUUUCUGGACGUCUGUGAUAAUUAUGUUGCCAGCGGUGCGGAAGACAUGCAUGCAUACCUUUGGGAUCGUUACUAUGGCGUGUGUUUGGCCAAGUAUCAGCACGCAGACGUAGUGAACAGCGUUGCCUUCAAUCCGCGGGACAACGAGAUGCUAGUGACUACCAGUGACGACUACGAAAUAAGGAUUUGGCGAUCGCUUUCGAAAGCAAAAAAGCUGGGCAUACCAAUCGUUAACCGAGCGUCCGAGUUUCGUAAACAGAAAAGCAACCGACCACCGCCGCCACCACAGCAGCAGCAUCAGCAUUGCAUGCGAUCGUUCGUUUAGGCCUUUGCAAGGAAUGAUACGUACGUCAUAAGAUUGUUAUUCUUGUCUCUUUGUUUUGUUUUUGGUUUGGUUUGCGGCAAUGUAACAGUUGUCACAUUUCCCUUAGAAUAUUCCGUGUCUUACGUUUGUAAAUGAAACAAGUAAACAUAAAAAUUUACAUGUCGUUUUAUUAAUCUGCAUACGGAAAACAAUUCAUUCUGAACCGAUUUUCUGUCCAAUCAUACCUUUCGAUACAAUGGCGAAUCGAAAUAAAAUAUAUUUUAUUCGAA
Messenger RNA from Anopheles merus, 2811 nucleotides. It is a transcript of the gene Fbw5, whose product is annotated as F-box/WD repeat-containing protein 5. The record is from RefSeq and is a predicted model, not a curated record. Gene Ontology annotation, molecular function: protein binding. Bases 371 to 2542 code for a protein of 723 amino acids. Gene Ontology annotation, cellular component: Cul4-RING E3 ubiquitin ligase complex; SCF ubiquitin ligase complex. The transcript has 7 exons. Lineage: Eukaryota; Metazoa; Arthropoda; Insecta; Diptera; Culicidae. Gene Ontology annotation, biological process: protein ubiquitination.